Effrenium voratum is the source of this 1533-nucleotide messenger RNA. The record is from the annotation of a GenBank genome assembly. NCBI's taxonomy places the organism in Eukaryota, Dinophyceae, Suessiales, Symbiodiniaceae.
GCUCAGGCUAGGCUAGCAUGAAAGUUCAGCGGAGAAACCAUCGCAGGCAAACGCUGCCAUGUGCGCUUGCACUUAGCCUUGCCUUGGCCUGUUUGCAUGGAUUGCGGCUGAAGCCCUGGCGCGGGAGCCAGAAUGACCUGAACGGCUUGACCUUUUAUUUUCCCGCUGGGUCACAAAGGAGGCAGAGCUUUGUUGCCAAGAAUUCCUGCGCAGUGAAUUCUGCCCGCCCUGCGCGCCCAGCGACUGCUAGGCCAGAGAUUGUGGAAGGCAUCACUGACAAGCAAGCUUCCUGGGAAAGGUACAUCCCUGCUCUGCUCAUAGUGGUGCUAGUACUUCAGAAAUGCGGGGCAGACGCGCUGACAUGGUUUACGAAGGCAAAGCUUGGCUUGCCGUAUUCAGGGAGCAAUGCGUCGCUGGUGAGCGAGUUAUUGAAAUUCCCUCUUCUGCUCCUGUCGGUGGUUCUUUUCCAGUCUGCAGGGGAGUUGGCUCCUACGAUUCGAGAAGCCUUCACCAAGUCACCCUUUGCUUUGUGGUGGGUGGGCUUGUUCUACGCAGCGCAGAGCAUAAUGUAUUUUGUGUGUUUGCAGUGCACAUCGGCGGCUGCGUAUCAGGUGUUGAGCCAGACCAAGAUGAUUUUCACCGCAGGGUUCAUGUGGCAGAUGCUUGGAAAACGAUUUUCGCGCAACCAGCUUCUUGGUCUCAUGCUUCUGGUGCUUGGCACGGUGAGCACCACGUUGGCAGAGCUUUCAGAGCCUGUGAUGCCGGGUGCACGGCCGUGGUUGGGUGCUGCUUUGGCAGUGCUCAGUGCUUUGCUUAGUGCGCUGCCAAACGUCUUCUAUGAAGGCGUCCUCAAGGAGCAGAAGAACCAAUGGGUCACCAAUCUGCAGCUCACAGCAUGGAUCAGCAUUUGGCUGUGCAUCAUCAAGGGGUCGACGGCGCUGGUCAAGUCUGGAGGUUUUGGUAUUCCGCACCUGGCAGACCUACUGUAUGGGUUCACACCGCUCGUGUGGGUCAUCGUUUUGCUCAAGACGCUGAACUGCGUUGUCAUCCCCGCUUGCCUGAAGUAUGGUGACAACAUUCUCUACGGCUAUGCUAAGCCAGUCUCCAUCGCUCUCACAUGUUUGGCUACGACAGCGUUUACUCGCACACCUCCCUCAAUGACAUUGGUGGCGGGCGUCAUCCUCGUGGCUUUAUCCAUUAUCGUCUACAGCAAGGCUGAUUCAACCCAGCCAUCCCAGAAAGCAGACAGGUGAGGAAUUACUCUCCAAAAACCCUGCUGCAGAGAGUGCAAUCCAGCGUGGAUCGCCAGGCGUGUUGGCACAUGCUAGAAUGUGCAGUUUUAGAGGAGAAACUUAGCAAACGCGCGGGUUUCACGCAAGCUCCUCGUCUGCUGAGUUGCGACAGCGCUGUGCGAGAUUUGAAUCUGAUUGGAGCGUGGCACCCUGUCACAAAUGUCACAUAAUUGCCUGGGAAUGCGAGCGGGCCUGGCGACAGAAAAUGCGUUUUGCCCGCGAGGGCCAAUCUUGUUCCAAG